GCGGCGUUCUGCAAGCAAGAAGCAAAUGAGGGAAUGGGGGAGAGACAGAGAGAGUGAAAGGAGAGAGAGAGGAGAUGUCAGACUGCCGUGUCCUUGAGAACUGCACCACAACUCUUUGAAGAAGGCCGGGAGACGGUAGUCUGAGGACUGAGCACACCUCACAGCAGUUACCUGAGUACAGGAAUGACAGCUUUAAGAAUAAGUUCUGUGUGGUCAAAAGAGGACAACGAAUAGGAAGAAGAGGAGGAAGAGGAGACCAACAGUAUGCAGAUCACUGUCCACUACAUCACGAAUGAACUUAUCGAAGGGGCCAUUGGUGAACAGCAGCAGUGAAGAUAACUCCAAGUCAACCUAUAGUAAAUGCGGCGCUGGCGCCUGGAGGAUGCACCAGAGCUACGAUCCACUGGAGGCCAACCACAUGAGAGACGCACAUGCCCUCUACAACCCCAGGCUUCUCUGCAGAAUGUCCAGUAAGGAGCGCCACCUUGACUCCAACUGUCCGUCCUCUUACAUAAAGACUGAACCGUCUAGUCCUGCCUCCCUGACUGACAGUCUAAAUCAUCACUCCCCUGGUGGCUCCAGUGACGCCUCAGGCUCUUAUUCGUCCACGAUGAACGGCCAUCCCAACGGCUUAGACUCCCCGAGCCUCUACGGAUCCAAUGCAGGGCCCCUGGGUCCUGCUGGCGGCCCUGGAUCAAAGCGUUAUGAGGACUGUUCAUCAACAAUCGGGGAAGAUUCACAGAUUAAGUGCGAGUACAUGUUGAAUUCGAUGCCGAAGAGGCUGUGUCUGGUGUGUGGGGACAUUGCGUCAGGGUACCACUAUGGAGUGGCAUCCUGUGAGGCCUGCAAGGCCUUCUUCAAACGUACCAUCCAAGGCAACAUAGAAUACAGCUGUCCAGCCACCAACGAGUGCGAGAUCACCAAGAGGAGACGCAAGUCGUGCCAGGCCUGCCGCUUCAUGAAGUGUCUGACUGUGGGCAUGCUGAGGGAGGGUAAGGGAAAAGGAGUUCGUCUGGACAGGGUUCGUGGUGGAAGACAGAAGUAUAAGCGUCGGAUAGAUGCUGACAACAGUCCAUACCUGAAUCCACAGCUGGCUUUGCCUCCUAAAAAGCCAUUUGCCUUUGGCUGCCUUGCAGAUAACAAAAUCGUCUCUCACCUGCUGGUGGCCGAGCCAGAGAAGAUUUACGCCAUGCCUGACCCAACAGUACCAGACAGUGACAUCAAGGCCCUGACUACGCUGUGUGACCUGGCAGACAGAGAGCUGGUGGUCAACAUUGGCUGGGCCAAACAUAUCCCAGGUUUCUCUACGCUGUCUUUGGCAGACCAGAUGAGUCUAUUGCAGAGUGCAUGGAUGGAGAUUUUGAUCUUACGUGUUGUGUACCGCUCACUGCCCUUUGAAGACAAGUUGGUGUAUGCUGAGGACUACAUAAUGGACGAGGACCAGUCAAAGCUGGCAGGACUUCUAGACCUAAACAAUGCCAUCCUUCAGCUGGUCAAGAAAUACAAAGGCAUGAAACUAGAGAAGGAAGAGUUUGUCACUCUCAAGGCCAUCGCUUUGGCUAACUCAGAUUCCAUGCACAUCGAAGAUGUAGACGCAGUCCAGAAGCUACAGGAUGUGCUCCAUGAGGCCCUGCAGGACUACGAGGCUUCACAGCACCAGGAGGACCCCCGCCGGGCGGGCAAGCUGCUCAUGACCCUCCCCCUGCUCCGCCAGACCUCCACCAAGGCUGUGCAGCACUUCUACAGCAUCAAGCAGGACGGCAAAGUCCCAAUGCACAAACUCUUCCUGGAGCUGCUGGAAGCCAAGGUCUGAGGACGCGAGGGUAGAUGGAAAGACAGCUAGACACCAGUCCUCAACUUAAACUUUCACUUUGAAUGACCUCUUGCUCUUUUACACUCACACAGUCUUUCACACACGCACCCAUACACGACAGAACUAUGUCCCUGAAGUAUGUCUGCUGACACGCUCCUUCAUGAACAGACCAGUGACCUAAACUUCUUACCUGAACCCUGGAAACCUCCACCAACCGUGACAAGAAGGCGCAAACUUAAACUUUGUAUCAGGGUGGAAUUUGACGGACUGACAUUAUUCCCCAAUCCUGAGGAAAAAUGAUUUUUCCUUCUGAAACUAUCAAUAGCCACUAAACUGAUUCAGUAGUGGCUCAGAACCUUGAAGAUGAUGAAACAAUUAUGCAUUUAAUAUCAAUUAAGAGGUCAUUAAUGACAAACGCUUAAGGACACAUUUAAAACAAACUGAAAAUGCUUCAUUUUAGCCCCAAAAGACUGUAAGACUGCACUUGUGUCUCCCUACCCCUCCUCUUUUCCCCAAACAGUUUUUUAGAGUUGAAGAAGAAGAUAAGUAGGGGGAAAAAGAACAAUAAAGAAGUAUUAUAGACGCUUGUUUUCAAAUUACACUGUAGAAUGAAAUAUGGAGGAACGGAAAGAAAGGAAGGAAGGAAGAAGAGAUUUUCCCUGCCAAAGAAUGGAGCUCAUCCAUUCAGAGGAUGCCAGCAAACUUAACUGUCAUAACCCAAAACUGUUUCUGCUUUGAUCUUUGAGUGGCUUUCAAUGCUUGGCCUCUAGAGGGCUGCUGGUUUUCACUGUCUCCAGUUAUUUAUUUUAUUCUGGUCGUAAUGAAAAUCAACAGAGCUCAAAGACCUGGCUUGAAAAAACACUCUGGUUCUCCUUAAAUUCACUUCCUGGUAAAUCAUCAUUUCCCUAAUUUCACCACAGCAUAACUACAGCAUUUGUUGUACGGUCAAGAAACAGCAGCUUUGGCCUCCCAAACCUGACAGUAUUAUCACAGUAUUAGUGUUUGUACACAUGAGGUGGCUGAAAAUGCUUCAAAUAUUCCAACCACUUGAGAGUUUAAGAGUUAAAAAUGGAAAACUACGGCAAGAUCAAACUUGAUCUCUGCUGUCAAGAAUGGAUCUCUGCCUGUCCAGCUGUUUGAUGAAGGCCUAGUCUGUCUACUCUGUGAUGCCAUUGUUUCUAUCACUCUUCUUGUGUAUGGGCAUCUGUUUGAAACAUUUUCACCCCCUGGUGGCCCAGGUUUGCUGCUGUCAGUACACAAAUCAGUCAGGAUUUCUGUCCAUAAAUGUGCCAUGAAGAAUAGUCCAUCCCAUGCUCAUUACCCAAACUCCAAAAACUGCAAAGCAUCAGUUCAAAACUACCCUCCUUACUCUGCUGCAUUCACACCUUCCAGCUCAUCUCUUGAGGCAGAACUGAGAUGUUUUUUGUGAUUCGUUCGGGGAGUAACGAGGGAGAAUGAGUCAUUCAAUGCAAUACAAACCAGAUGGAAAUGUGUGCUGAAAAAACUGACUAAAGAACAAUUACUGUUGCUUUAAAACUUUUUUUCCUCCUUUAUUUCUAUCUUGAAAAUAAUCUUAGCAAUGGUAACACCAGUAUUAGGGUUGUAAAUAACAGUCAUCCUGUAUAUGACAUAUAACGCAACUUUGUUUUUAUUAAUAUUGUCUUCUUUAAACUGAAUCAAUCAAUAAGUCGUUCCUUUUUUCUAUCAGCUUGACCACUUUCAGCAAUUAUCAUAUAUAUAUAUAAAUAUAUAUACAAUAAAUAUAACAAGUAAUAAUGUAUUAACAAAUCAGCGUUUAUCGUAGAAAACACUGAGCAAUAGUGGUUUUAAAAGGAGGAGUUUGUGCACAUGGACUAAGCCUGCAAUAUUAACAUAACGUGCCAGUUUCAAAUUCCAGAGAGAGAUGAGAGUUUCAUAGCUUCUCUCUCCCUCUGUGUAACUUGCCAUAAGCUAUUAAAUAACAGUUGAUUUUUAAUUUGUUAGUCAUAGUUACACAGCAAAAUUAUGGACCAGAAACAUUAGAGUAAAAUGUUAUUGCCACUGUUACAUUAAAGCUGAGGGAAGAUUAGUUAGUAUAAGGGUAGAGGAAGUAACACAAGCAGCAGAUGAUUCAACAUCCAGUUUGUAAUUCUCACAUUGUUCAGAUGUUUGCACCUUUCUUGUGACCGGGCUCUCACAUUUAGUCUCCUGAAACCCGACAGUUAUCUUAAUUAAGCUGUUAAGUAAUAUGCAGUUUUUGUUUUUAUGGUGUACGCUUCUCCAGCUGUGUGACCGAGUACAGGGACCAUAAGAAUAACUUUAUUGCAUCUGGUUGAGAAAUCAGACCAUCAUCUGCGUAAAAAGAAACAUGACAUUGAAACGUUCCUGUUUGCUUGCUGUUUUACUUACUGUCGAUGGGCAUUUUAUUCAGACAUUUUUUAAUGAAAUGUUAAAGUACAGACAAACAGUCCUACCAAAUGUCUCAAUUAUUAAAAUGAAAUAUCUAAGGUACCAUAUAAACCACUGUAUAAAAUGCACUUUUAGUAUCUAUUUGUUCAUCUAGAUUGGGUCUGAUAUAGUGGUGCAUGCACUGUAAUUACCGCAAGUGCAGCUGCCACAAUCACCUACUUUACUCGACCUGAUACAAUUAAUGAUUAGCCUCCAUUCAUUGCAUAUUCCUAAAGCAGCUACACUGUUCAAAACAUGGUGGGAUAUGUAGCAGCACAGACCAGGCUGCCAGGGGGUUAAGCCAUGCUUAACACUCUCCCCUGUUGGGUUAUAAUCUUCUAUUUUGAGCAAACAGUGGUAUACUACAAAGUAAAUAAACCUUGUUUACUGAAUAGAAUCCUCAGUUUAAGUCCCUGUAAAUUGAUUUAAAAAAAAAUCUUUAUUUCAGGUUUGUUUUAUGACAGGCCACUGUGUUACGAACCACUUGGCCAAAUUUCAGUCAUGAAAAAUAUCUGUAAGUUUAUAAAAUUAAGCUUCAAAAUCGUGAAAAAUGGCAUAGUAAAAUCUGCUCUAGGAUGAUGUAGGCAUGUUGGUUGAAUGAACUAAAUCCACAACCACUCAUGAGAAAUACUAUCCUCCUGAAUUAAAAAAAUACCUCUGAUAGGAGCUCAACUGCCUGGCUCUCUGCCACAGCAAAGAGACAAAGUUGGGCAUUAAAUUUACUGUUUUCUGGUAAAAGUCUCUCUCUUAUGAUACUGUUAAUGACCCGUAGUCCGCUGUGGCAAAAAAAAUUUUGAAAUUUACCUCACAGUGAACAAAAACACAGCAUGUAGCUGGCUGUUAACUUUCAAUGAAGACAGUGACAUUAGCUAACAACAGACUGUACUGAGAUUUUAUAUCAUUGUAGCAUUAGGGGGGCGGGGUAAUUCCCAAUUGAGACUGGUGCUGUCAUUGGCUCAUAUAUUUGCCCAGCUCAUAUAAAACCAAGCCAGGAAAGAGGUGGAAAACUUUACAGCUGUCUAAUUCAAAAAUUCAGUCAUACAUAGAUCUCAGUAUUUUACAUGUUUACAGCAACCUUAUUCCCACAUACCUAGUGUGUUAAGACAUAAAGUUUGGAUUUCACUUUACAGGGACUUUUAAAAACAACAAGCUACCAGCAGAGCUGGGUAGGCUUUGCAGGUCUGUAAUUCACAAUCAUCCCAGUGAGAACUCAAUUAGGGUACUCAUAGCUAGCAGGACUGCUAACUCCACAUGGCGAAAAACAAAUUGGUACUCAAGGAGCUGCAUCUUGUGUACUGGUGCAAUUGAUAUUCCAGAUUUCAUGUGCUUUAUUUGAAAGGAGUCCAUCAAAAGCAGUUUAGCUGUUAUUAAAUUGUUUGUUUCUUUGCCAGUGUUUUGUGUACAAGUUCAUGUUGCACUCAAAAUCUGCAGCAUACUCCACAUUACAAGUGGAGUCUGCUGUUAAAACAUGAUUAGGGUUAAAACAGUAAUAAAUGAUAACCACACAGCCUUAAGGUAGGCUUUAACUUUGGCAGGCAUUUUAUUGAAACUGACAUCUCCCAGUAUUAGCAGACUGUACAAGAUGUUUGACUGGUCACAGCUUUAACAGGCGAAAAACAGUUGAGGGGAUUUUUUGAUAUCAUUGUUUAUCAUUUCUAACGCCUAAUAAUUAUGCCAAAAUGUGUAAUCUAGAUGACGGUGUAAUCUAAUAUAAAAUGGCAACUUGUCCCAGUGGAGGAGUGCUCCGGUUUAAGUGUAGUUAACCUCUAACAUCAAACAUCAGUAUUAUUAGUAAGGGGUAUUUUUUCAGCCUUCUUAAACAUUGUAUAUUGUAAAUUAUACAGAUUAUAAUUCUAACAUAAGACAUUUUAUCGGAAACAAAACCAUGGAAAAAAAAAAGAAAAAAAAUGUAGUUCAGCCUCAAUGUGUGUUUCAUGUUGCUGUUUUUUCUACCAAGAAAAAACUUUUGUUUCUUUGGUUUUAUCUGUUUUUGUUUUUCUUUGGGUUUGUUUCUUUCCUCCUCUGUUGGGUCCUCUGAGGCGUCACGGUGUACUUUUUCUUGUGGUGAUUCCUGUUCUUGUGCUGUGUGCUUCUUCUUUAGACACCACAGAGUAGAGUAGAAACCAUGUCGUCUGUCUGUCUGUCUGUCCGAUCAGUCUGCUCGGGUUCAGAUUCUCUCCCAACGAACCAAAACACAGGAUAUAAGGCUCUUCUUCUAGAAACUUAACUAGACCACCAGGAUGAAAUAAUGGCAUUCAUCUUUACCAAACUAUACAUAAAUACUGAAAUAUUUAGUAUCUAAAUGAAGAAACACAAGUAUUAAAAAGGGAUCAUUUGUGUAUCUUUCCUGUAGAGUGAACAAUAUACUGUAUAUCUUUAGGUUUAAAUAACCAUUAAAUGAAAAAGACAUUUGAGUAUUUCAGAACUGUAGGUGACUCUUUUUUGAUAAAAUCGCUGUACAUAACUGCCUUCCAUACAGCUCGGCUCAAACGUUACCUUUACUGUUUAACAGUAACAGAAAAAAAUGGGAUGUAUAAUGUUUUUAUUUUGCUGACUUUUUUGCCCUCAAUUCAGAGUAUUUCCAGGAACUUCUUCAAACCGGUGUUUUUGUGGGUUAUGGGAAAAUAUUUCUAAAAAGCUUGACAUUUAAGUUUGCACUUACGUUUCUCUUUAUCUUGCACUUUCUACAAUACAAUUAUCCGCAGGACAAGUUUCUGCUUUUGUGCCCAGAAUUAACACAAACUCAAGAUUUUGUCUUUUAGUCAUUUCUCAUUCUAGUCAUUGUAUCCCUUUUUUUUUUUUUUAUUUUACAAACGUAAUAAUUAAUGGAUUCUGGGCUAUGAACGGCAUCAAUACAAAGAUUCUAGAUCAUCAGAGGGGGUUAGCAUUACCUUAUAAUGUCUUUUAAGAGGACAAAAACAGACAAUGUUUAUGAGUAUUUCCCCGAGGACUGAUUAGAAUUCCUUGUUUUGAUUGUUAACACUAUGUCAUUGUCAGAAAAAUGGUAUUUCUAAUUACCUGCUGUACAUUAAUCCACAAACAACUUAUGGAAGAAAGGUGCUCUUUUCUUACUGUAUAAUUUUUUUCUUGAUGUAGUUUUUUUAAGUUGUCAAUCAAUAUGUGUACCUCUGAAUGAUUAAACACAAUGAAAGAAGGUAAAGAACUCCCUGAUGUGAUUACAACUGGACCUGAUUUGGUCCACAGCUGAAAUGAAAAGUAGUGACACAAAUCAGCAUACAUUUUUUUGGAAUAAUAUCUAUAUAAGGUAUUGAGAGUUAUUGCUGUUAAAGGCUGUUUUAGCACUAAUUAAAAGCAGCACUGCUGCAGAUCUACAAACUGGAAUCAGGAGGGAGUUUAUGAGUCAUUCAGAGGUUUUGAUACCAUGCUGCUCAUAGCCAAACUAUUAUUAAGAAGUUCAAUACAAAGGUGUCUUCCUUUGAUUUUUUUUUUUUCUAGUUUAAAAGCAAUACUUUCCUGACUGUACAAUGAUGAGACAAGAGUUGCACUUGUUUGUGUUGGGUUAUUUUUCAAGAAGCUGCUGUAGCUCUUAGACCUGUCCAGCAGAAAGUGUUUAAACCAUGUACAUGACAACAAACCAAACUGGUGGAGCGCUGACAGAAGGACUUUUUUGGGUUUUUGCAGAUGCUUUGAUAGUAAAAGUUUGACCUGGUUGCACUUUGGCUACCAUGUUAUCGCCCUCAUCUGGGAAUUAAAUCCAUUAGCUGCAAAUACUCUAUGUAACAAUAGUUCAGCUGUAACAGGAGGACAAGUUUUAUUUGGCAUUGUGGGGAAAGCAGAAAUUUCCAUCCACCCCUGAUAUCUGCUAAAGCCAAACUUUGUCCAUCUCCAGCUCUACAGUGUUUAGUCAUUUAGUUGUAUUUAAUCCCCAAAUGUAAACUGCCACUCAUACUGCAGCUCAGCCUGCAGUCUGAAUUUGCAAAUGUGAAAAGAAUAUCAAAGGGAGAGAGACGAGAUGCAUUUGGGUAUAAAGGAUAUCUAAGGAGGAAAGGACCCUUACUGUGGUGGAGAAGAGUUGUGUACAAGACCCUGUUAGUGUUAUUAAAAACAUGUCCGUAGAGUUUAGAUGUGCUUCACAUCAGUAAAUGAAAAAAAAAAGAAACAAUAACCUGUAUAUUUUUGUGACGUGUAUCAUACAAGUGUGCUCCAACAAUAAUGUCCAUUUGUGUAAAUGUAUUUAUUUCACAUUGUAUAUAUUGUUCAAUGCAAAAAGAGAGACCUAUGAUUCUGUAACUUAAACUACUAUGGGUUGAAACAUUACAUGUGUUACUCCAGACUAUGCCUUUCAGGAUUAUUACAGUAGAGCAAUAUCAAUUAAA
Messenger RNA from Cheilinus undulatus (humphead wrasse), 8577 nucleotides. RefSeq names its product estrogen-related receptor gamma a (gene esrrga). The coding region runs from base 293 to 1813 and encodes 506 amino acids. The transcript has 11 exons. Gene Ontology annotation, molecular function: steroid binding; nuclear steroid receptor activity; sequence-specific DNA binding. Gene Ontology annotation, cellular component: nucleus. NCBI's taxonomy places the organism in Eukaryota, Metazoa, Chordata, Actinopteri, Labriformes, Labridae. The record is from RefSeq and is a predicted model, not a curated record. Gene Ontology annotation, biological process: regulation of DNA-templated transcription.